GCUGAAAUGGUACAUAGAAAUUUUCAUUUGCUAAUGUUCAGCUGUUGGCAGAUAUAAUACUUUUUUUUUUUUUUUUUUAGCUAAGCAAAUGUCAAUUGUCACUAUAACACUUCUGAAGUUAAUACAAAGCUACAUGAUAACUGGCAGAGGUACUCCUGGGUAAAAGUGGAGAAGAACAGGAAAAGGUCCACCUUCCCAGGCCACGGUUUUUAAGGCACAGAACUAAUGGGGAGGAUGCCCUGAAUGGGGAGGAUGCCCUGAAUGGGGAGGAUGCCCUGAAUGGGGAGGAUGCCCUGAAUGGGGAGGAUGCCCUGAAUGGGGAGGAUGCAAUCUGAGAAGGGUAUGCAAGGCAACUGAGCAGCAAAGGGAAGAUUUAGGGGUACCUGGAGGUAUCCCAGGUAAAGUAGGUUCCAGAGAAGAGUUUUUAUUACAUUCUCCUGAAAGCACUGGACAGUGGGUUACCUUCAGUGUUUGGGGAAGCAAGAAAUAACAGAUUAGAGAAGGCUGGAUGCUUAGGUUUGGUUCUGAAUGCAAUGGAGAGAAUCUGAGGAUAUCUCAGAAUGACUCAAAAUCUAUGUGGACUCCACAGUCUUCAGGAAGUGACUUGGGAGUUGGAGAAGAAGGAGUUAAAUUAUGACGUCUCUGCAACACUAAGCCCAUCAUCAGCUAAACUGGUCGAGACUAGCAAAUUUAGAACGUAUCUUACCUAAAAAUUGAUUUGACCACACUUUGUCCGAGAUUCAGAGUACUCAUUUUGAUACAGGGUCUCACCAUGUAGCCUUAGCAGGCCUGGAAGCAGGCUGACCUCACACUUAAAACAUCAGCUGGCCUCGGCCUCUCCAGUGUUGGAAUUAAACGAGUAUGCCACCACACCUGGCCCUGAGUUUUGUGUAUUCCAGACAGAACCGAUAUAUAGUAUUUAAUACAGUUGUAGCAGAUUCUUCCAUUUAGAAAGAGGGAAAAAAAGUCUAAAUAACAAAUAAAUAAACUGAGAAAUAGAAAUUCUCACAUGUAAAAGUAUUUGACGUUGAGAAGGCCGGUUAUCAAGGGCUGUAUCCUGAUUAUUUGGAGUGAUGGGUUAGUAUAAGGUAAGACUUUAAAUACCUCACUAGGAAAUAUAAUUCUCUAAAUGUAAACGGUCUUAACUGUCCUAGGCAACAGAACUGUCAAGACAAAACUACCAAACAUCUAAAACUGUAUGACAACAGACAAGAUGACUGUGCUUCCUUAGCAAGGGAGGAAAUUAUUAAAAUCUCUCAUCCUAGACAGUAUCGCAUCUAUUUAGAACUAAGAUUCAGGCAUAAACCUUUCUGAAUCGGGAGCCUAACCGAAGAAGUCAAGCUUAACUGACCGGUUAGCUCACCAUCUCUGUGGAUUUGGCAGCUGCCAGAACAUUUCGGAAUUAAUUCGCCAACGGAAAACCUUGUGUCACUAAGCUAAGCAGCUCCUUCAUUUCAAAUGCAAACCCCGGGAGUAACUGAGGAGGGGCUGGAAAUGGGGGAUCUCCUUUUCAGGGCACAUUUGUUCAUGUGGAGUGGAGGGCACCAUAUUUACAGAAUGGCGAGCAUAGUUAAGAAUGACAAAUAUAACUUGACAUUGUUGAGAUCUUAAAUGAAAUCAGAUGUGAGGUGAAUGUUAACUAGUUUGAAUUAAUCUCUUUACAGGGUACCGAUCUGAAAACAUCUGAAACUUAGAAAAACUCCUUUGGCAUUUUUAUCUUUAUAUAUAAUGAAUUUUGGUAAUUUGUAUCCGCUCUUACCCUCUCUCACCCUCUUACCCCUUCCUCGUCCCAACAAGUCCCCUCCGAUUUUCAUCCUUAAGGAAAGGGGAAAAAAAAACUAACAUUUUUGUGUGUCUAAUACACGUCAGUAAGUAGAUGGAUAUAAUCGUUCGGUUAAAUCCCUUCGCCUGCCGACCUCGGGCACUUUAGAGAACCGGGUCCUGGAGACCGAGCAGACGCCGUCUGUCGCGUGACUCGGCGCUCGCGUCCCGGGCCGUCGCCUCCUCCGCGCCGCCGUCGCCGCCGGGCACCCGUGCCAGCGCCCAUGAGCCUCCUCCGCGCAGCCGCCGUCGCCGCCGGGCCCGCGCCGCACACUCCGAUCCGCCUGCUCGCGAGGAACCUGGCCGCCAUGGCGGAGCCGCUCAAGUCUGUGGAUUACGAAGUGUUCGGGAGAGUGCAGGGUGUUUGCUUCAGAAUGUACACAGAAGGAGAAGCUAAGAAAAUAGGAGUGGUUGGCUGGGUGAAGAACACAAGCAAAGACACCGUGAUGGGUCAAGUGCAGGGUCCCGAAGAAAAGGUGAAUUCCAUGAAUUGCUCAGCUCUGGAAACUUGGAUGUGCAGGAAAGAUAAGAUGGGCCAUACUGGAGGAUGUAAUGCAGUGAAAGCUUUUCCUUUUGAAUGAGAAAGCCUUGUACAUCCCAAGGAAGGCCUGGCUGAGCAAGGUUGGAAGCCCUAGUUCUCGCAUCGACCGGACAGACUUUUCGAAUGAAAAAACCAUCUCUAAACUAGACUACUCUAACUUUAGUAUUCAUUAUUAAUGGAAGCAAAAUAACAAUUGUAAUGCCUACAUUGCAGAAGAUAAAACAUAUUCUUAAAUUUGUAGUAGUAGGAUUAAAAAUGGGAACUUUCUGUUCUGGAAACCUCAGAAUUAUAUGUUACUAAAAUGUCUGAAAUUGAAAAAAAUGUUACCCACCUAUGUUUUUAGCAAGCAGAAGCCAAGAAUUAUAAAAUAAAAUGUUGCUGUAAAAUAUCUGCUGUGAGGAUUUAAGCAAAACCUUGUCUUACGCAGGGAGUCACUAAUUUCAGAAAACAUUGUAGUGUAUACAUGUUAUUCAGCUAGACAUAAAAUAAAGUUGACUAUCUAAAAUUAUCUUAGAUAUUGUUGCCUAAUAAGGUGAAUUUUAAUGUUAUCUGAAAAUAAUUUACUACUAAAGUUGAGUAAUCUGUAUUGCUAUUGAAGUCUUAGAAUGGCUAAAAUAAAUUUGUGUGAUGAUCACUGUAACAAGAAAGUAACAGCAAUAAAGAGUUAGUGUGUAAAACUCU
Messenger RNA from Microtus ochrogaster (prairie vole), 3043 nucleotides. RefSeq names its product acylphosphatase 2 (gene Acyp2). Gene Ontology annotation, molecular function: acylphosphatase activity. Lineage: Eukaryota; Metazoa; Chordata; Mammalia; Rodentia; Cricetidae. The record is from RefSeq and is a predicted model, not a curated record.